CCAAAAGCAAUCCGCUGACAAAUAGCAGCUCUCAUGACGGUCACGAGUUUAGUAAGUAACGCAAUCUGUUUAAACUUUCUUUGUUGGCUGUCGCUCUCAUUCGAUCCACAAAAUGGCACGAAGACGCUUAGAAGGGAAAGAAAUCCUAGUUACUGCCGCAGCACAAGGCAUCGGCCGUGCUGUCGCCGAAGCAUUCGCCGAGGAAGGAGCCAAAGUUUUAGCCACCGACAUCAAUGGCGAGAAACUCGCCGAGCUCGACUCCAUCAAAGGAAUACGAACCAGGAUCCUUAAUGUAACAGACUACGAUGCGAUAAAAGCCCUCGCCAAAGAAUUCUCAAAGCUCGACGUGCUUUUCAACUGUGCAGGCAUCGUGCACGAUGGAACAAUCCUAGACUGCGAGGAGAAAGAUUGGGACCUCUCGUUCGAUAUCAAUAUUAAGAGCAUGUAUCGAAUAACAAGGCAAUUUCUUCCGAUCAUGUUAGCACAAGGUGGAGGGGUCAUCAUAAACAUGGCGUCUGUGGCUUCAAGCAUCAGGGGGGUACCCAACCGUUUCGUUUACAGCACAACAAAGGGUGCGGUGAUCGGCUUCACAAAAUCUAUCGCGUCCGACUUCGUUACUCAGGGAAUUCGUACCCAUGUCAUUUGCCCGGCCACGGUGGACACCCCAUCUUUGCGGGAACGAAUUAACAGUGCCCCAGAUCCUGAAGAAGCUAUGAAGAAAUUCCUUGCCCGCCAGAAGCAAGGGCGUCUUGGAACACCUGAAGAAAUCGCCAAGCUGGCCGUGUUCCUGGCGUCAGAUGAGGCACCUUACAUGACGGGGUGCGAGCACAUCAUUGAUGGGGGAUGGAUGCUGGCUUAGAUGGUCACUCUUAAAAUAUAAUACUGCGGGCUCAAGUCUUCUAUAAUAAUGACCAAGUUCGAGGUCAGUAGAAGCCAAUGACCAGCAGUCUAAAUGCCCCUUUUAUAAAUUAACAAAUAGGCAAUUAACUACAGUGUAGCCAUUGUUUGCAGAGUUUCUCUUCUUAAUUUUUGCUAAACAUAAUUCAAGGUUGUCAUUAAGUUUUAAUUCACCUGUAUCCUAGCUUGAUCCUCAAAUUUAAUUCACACCGAACUCAUGCGGUGAAGUUGUGCCAAGUCUAACCCAUAACAAACUAAGUUGUUACUUUAUGGGUGAAUCAACAACAGGUAAGUUCACUCACAGCAU
This is a messenger RNA of Orbicella faveolata, 1204 nucleotides long. RefSeq names its product dehydrogenase/reductase SDR family member 6-like. NCBI's taxonomy places the organism in Eukaryota, Metazoa, Cnidaria, Anthozoa, Scleractinia, Merulinidae. Gene Ontology annotation, cellular component: cytoplasm. Gene Ontology annotation, molecular function: oxidoreductase activity, acting on the CH-OH group of donors, NAD or NADP as acceptor. The record is from RefSeq and is a predicted model, not a curated record.